AUGAAAGAACACACCAUGUUUAAUCAUCUACAGACCCUUGAAGCUGCUAUCGCUCAUGCUGUUGAGUAUGAAACUGUGAAAGGGCUGAAUAAGCCUGUGUACAAACCACAGUUUUACACACAAACUGGCGUGGGAUAUGUCAGGGUUGUGAGAACUGCUGAUGCAUUAAUGGUAGGAAGUGUUGCUGAGCAACUUCAGGAGCACAUAACUCAAUCCGAAGUGCCAUUAAUAGGCUAUAUUGUUGGAGAGGUUGAACCAGGUGAGGUACAGUAUUUUAUAGCUGAAGGGGGACUUUCUUCAGAUGGUAAAAAGGCAUUCAGAAGCUUCUUCUCAAGACUUGGGUAUUUGCGAACAAAAUUUCCUGAGGUUCCAGUCAUGUGCCUUACUGCGACAUCCAGCAAAGCAACACUGUUAACUGUGAGACAACUUUUAGCUCUGAUAAAGCCAUUUGAAUAUCUUGAAUCCCCAGAACGCCCAAACAUAAGGCUGUGUGUGAAAAAAAUUAAGACAGGUCAUGAAGCAGUACAAUGGCUUGUCGAAGGAAUUCGCAGGUAUGGAAAUACAUAUCCGAAGACCAUAAUUUAUUGCAGGAGUAUUCGAAAAUGCUCUGAGUUAUAUGCACCCUGUGAGGAACAUCUUGGUAAAAACCCUGUGGACAUGGACAUACGACAGUUUGACAUGGUACAUUCCAUAACAAUGCCAGAUGUCAAUACUAGUAUUGUUGAUCGGUUUAUGCGCAGCACCGCACUACUAGUUGUUGUCUUUGCUACCAAGAUUCUUUGGAUGGGAAUCGAUAUUAGACGUUCCCAGGUAGUGCAUGAUGGUCCUCCAGGAACCGUUGAUGACUAUUUGCAGCAGAUUGGACGAGCUGGUAGAGAUGGGCAACAGGCUCAUGCUGUUCUGUUGUUUCAUGGCAAACACUUGCGGAACCUUGAUGGUGCGCUGAGGUGUGUUGUUAGGAAUUUGGACAAUUGCAUCAGAGAGAUUCUACUGGAAGGUUUCCCCGGUGAAACACAACCCAUAAAUGACAAACAUUUGUGCCGCAAUAUUUGUGCCUCAAAGUGCAAUUGCGCGCAGUGCAGUGUGUACGAGAGCAUGUAUGAAUGUUUUGUACGGGAGCAUGAAGAACAAGAGGAGGCAGACAGUGGUGACGAGGAGGAGGAGUACAGGCAAUUGUUAGAGGGCCGGGAACAUCGGCUACUCACCAGUUCAGAACAUCCACUCCACGCUGCACCUUCCCUGUUGCAUGGACUGGACAACAGUGUCAUUGAGGAGUUCUUAGAGAAGGCAGCUGAAAUUUGCAGUGUAGAUGAUGAUAAUGAUGACAUAGCAUAG
Molecule: messenger RNA, 1335 nt
Organism: Liolophura sinensis
Lineage: Eukaryota; Metazoa; Mollusca; Polyplacophora; Chitonida; Chitonidae
Exons: 5
Coding region: 1-1335 (444 amino acids)
Biological process (GO): double-strand break repair via homologous recombination
Cellular component (GO): nucleus; cytoplasm; chromosome
Molecular function (GO): four-way junction helicase activity; 3'-5' DNA helicase activity
Source: RefSeq, a predicted model, not a curated record